Molecule: messenger RNA, 1265 nt
Organism: Kogia breviceps (pygmy sperm whale)
Lineage: Eukaryota; Metazoa; Chordata; Mammalia; Artiodactyla; Physeteridae
Product: double C2-like domain-containing protein gamma
Biological process (GO): spontaneous neurotransmitter secretion; regulation of calcium ion-dependent exocytosis; exocytosis
Cellular component (GO): synapse; membrane
Source: RefSeq, a predicted model, not a curated record
CCCCCCACCAACACCCUCAGUGAUACCUCCUCGCCCUGUCUGGUUGGCCUGAUGUGGUGCCCUCAUCUCCGGUCCUCAGGGGAUUCUCUGAGUCCACCCUCCAUGUCCAGGCCCCCAUGGCGGGCACGGCAGGCUGGGGGCAGGUGAGCGUGCAGGAACACAUGGCUAUUGACGAGCCCGGGCCCAUCCGGCCCAUCCACCUCAUUUCCAACUACUUCCCGCACUUCUACCCCUUCGCUGGGCCCGCCCUGCGCACCCGAGACCUACACCCUCCAGUGACCCCCACCAUCCGCUCUGCAUCCCAGUCCCAGCCGGACCCAGAGCCAGAGGGAGACUCAGACGACAGCACCACCCUCGGCACCCUCGAGUUAACUCUUCUUUUUGACACGGACAAUAGCACCCUGCACUGCACAGCUCACCGUGCCAAGGGCCUCAAGCCACCAGCCUUGGGCUCCGUGGACACCUAUGUCAAAGCCAACCUGCUGCCCGGGGCCAGCAAGGCCAGCCAGCCACGGACACGCAUGAUUCGGGGCACAAGGGGGCCUGUCUGGGAGAAGACUCAUGGCUUCACCCUCCAGCACGCCCGGCGCAACACCCUGCGGCUGUGCGUCUGGGAGGGCCCACGGCUGUGGCAACGGCGGCGGGCGCCUCCUGGGGAGCUGCGGGUGCCCCUGGGGAAGCUGGUGCCCAACCGAGCCAGGAGCUUCGAUGUGUGUCUGGAGAGGCGGAGGCUGACCAAGAGGCCCAAGAGCCUGGACACAGCUUGAGGCAGAGGCUGGAGCCAGUGGAAUUUGUCCCUGGAGGAGGUGGAGGCUGAGGUAGCCGGGGAGGAGCAUGGGUGCAUCCUGCUGUCACUGUGCUACAGCUCUCAGCGGGGCGGCCUGCGGGUGGGUGUGCUGCGCUGCACCCACCUUGCCCCCAUGGACGCCAACGUCUACUCGGACCCCUUCAUCUGUCUUCACCUGCAUCCAAAUGGAGGGAAGAAAUCGAAAUAUAAGGCCAGGGUUCGGAAGAAGCCCCUGAACCCUGAGUUCAAUGAGGAAUUCUGCGCAGGCCCAGGGGAGGAGCUGGCGCAGAAGACACUGCUGGUGUCCGUAUGGGAUUAUGACCUGGGCGCAGCUGACGACUUCACUGGCGGGGUGCAGCUGAGCAGCCAGGCCAGUGGGGAGCGCCAGCAGCACUGGCGCAAAUGCCUGGGCCGCAGUGACCAGCAGCUGGAGCUGUGGCACCCGCUGGACGGCGUGCCCCUCCAGCUCAGCGACUAG